AUGGCGCUCCCGAGCGACAUUUCGGCCAAACGGCAGGAAUUGGCCCGAAUGGCGGUGAACUAUCAAUCGGCUCUGACUCAACUCAGCACCGAUUUCGACCGUCUUCAGAGUGCUAUUGAUGAGACCAAACAGCUUCCAGCUAUUGAUCAUUCGCUGCACCACUUGAACGAUAUGUCGUUGGAGAUCAAGAAACGUCAGCGCGAGGACCACGAUGAGCAAUACGCGGUCUUGCAGUUGCUAAAGGAGACCGGUCGACGCACUGGUGAAGCGGCCGUUAUCAUGGAAAAUUCUGAAGUGGCACAAGAGGCGUUGCAGAAGCUGAAUGAAGGCGACAACUUUGAUAGGGCAGCGCGGUUGAAGAAGAUCGAAAAAUGCGUGGAUGAGUGCAAAACAUUGAUGGGUGACACUGAAAAAUACCUGGAACAGGUCCGCAAUACGGAGAAACCGGCCCCUUUCACGCAGUCUUCAGUCCAUAAUAUCCCGGAUGAAGCCCGGAUUAACAAGGUCCUCUCACACAUGACGUACAUUGCCCAAAACCAGCGCGCCAACAUGGAUAGGAUGGAACGCGAUAUUCGCUUGCUUGAACAGCGUCAGCGGCAAAGCAAGAAAAGCGACACAAAACCCCAAAUCAUCGUUGAACGCCAGCUUCCCAUCGACCCUUCGCAGCCUUCGGUGCCGAUUCAUCAAAUCGACGUGGUUAGGGAUAGAUUGCGUGCCGCUUUUCAGCGACACUCCGAUGCAGCUGGAAAAUCUCACUGCAAGAUCGCCGACGUUUCCACAGCUUCUCCAUUGCCGCGUCGCAGUCGAAAACAGCAAGAACUGAGCCGUAUCGAGCAAUUGCUGGAGGAAAGCAUCCGACUUCACGAGCUCGAUAUUUCCCGCGAUGAUAAGCUGAACAAAAGUGGCGCCAUGUGCGUUUCAGUUGGAACUCAGAGUGAUCCGAUCCCGAAAGAGGUAAUUGUCGCUCCGAAGGUCGAACCCAAAAUGCUGCCUCCAAUCAAGCAAGAAAUCAUCAGCACGCCGAAGACUAUUCCAUUUGUCCCUACUACGCUUUCGUUGAUGCCAUCCGACAGGGAGUUGGCCGCUAGUUAUCUUGGCGAAAGUCCUGAGCGAACCGCCGACAUUUCACGAUUGACGCCCCAACCUCCGCCAAAAUCCACGGCCGCCAUUUCGCCUUUGGCUACCCAGACUUCGCCCAAGGAAACGCCGAAAACCCCGGUCACACGUUCAUCAAGUGGCGAGAGUGCCUCCUCUACCGCAUCUGAAGUCCCGAAAUCGCCGAAAGAGCCGACACCGAUCGUCGAGUCACCGACCGAAUCUCCGCUGCGGGACCUGCUCAAAGAAGACGAGCCAACCAAGCCCAUCCAAGAAUCCACCCCAAAAGCUAACAGGGACGAGAAGCCGAAGAGUUCUAUCUUCGGAGGAUCGCCAUCACUAAACAACUUUUCAUUCAAUGACAAGGAAGCUAAACCAGACGAGAAAAGCGUUGCCCCAGCUGCUGCGCCAACCAGCAGCAUUUUCGGAGCCAAACCGACAGAUACUAAUUUUUCAACCCCGACAACGACAACCGUGAGCACCGAGGAAAAGAAAAAGGACCCCCCGCCAAGCCUGUUCAGCUUCAAACCCGCCGCUUCGCAACCACAGGCCGGCACUUCAGCUGCGGAAACGGCGAAACCUGAGCCCACGCCGUCAACCUUCAGCUUCAAGGCGGCGGCGGAAAGUGCUGUUCCCGCAACAACAACUGCCAUCGAGACGAAGCCUGUUACCUUCAGCUUCAGCCAGGCUGCGGCCGCCACCGCUCAACCUACUUCGAUCUUUGGCAACAAGGCCCCGGAUGCUUCCGCUCAAUCCUCGUCGAUAUUUGGCAACAAGCCAGCCCAGCCGGCCACCACCACAAACAGCAGCAUUCCCUUCUCAUUUGCUUCAGCUGCCACUGCUGCUGCUCAGACCGCUGAUGCGCCUAAACCAGCGGCCACCGGCUCUUCAAUUUUCGGUGGUUUUGCUGCCAAAAAUGAGACCAAAGCGGCCGCCGACGACGGCAUGAUGGACGAUCAGGGCAGCGGCAUGUUUGGCUCUGGAUUCAUGAGCGGACUCGGCUGCAAGCCCAAUACAUCUGACCAGGCAAAGCCGAGCAUCUUCUCCUUCAAACCGAGCACCGUCCCGGCUGCUACCACCGGCAGCAGCAUCUUUGGCGGCGGCUUAUCCAAGCCCGCCGCUACUGGCGGAAGUAUCUUUGGCGGCGGUCAACAGCAACAGCAGCCAGCCGCCACUCAGGGCAGCAGCAUCUUCGGCGGUCCCAAGCCCAGUGGCAGCAUUUUCGGAAGCAAGCCGGCGACUGGCGGAAGCAUCUUUGGUGGCGGCGCCCAACAGCAGCCGCAGCAGCAACAAGGAGGUGGCCUGUUUGGAGCGAAGGCACCGGAACAAUCGGCUCAACCAUCCAGCAUCUUCGGCGGCGCCAAGCCACAGCAAGCGACAGGAGGCAGCCUCUUUGGAGGCGGUGCCACGACAGGCUCAACGUUUGGCGCAAAACCGCAGUUCGGCGGUUCUCCCGUUUUUGGCGGCCAGAAGCCGUUCGGACAACAAGGCUCCGCUUUCGGUGGUGGUUCUGGAGGAUUUGCCGCCGCGGCCAAGGAGAUGGCACAAAAGGGACAGCCGAGUCUGUUCGGCAACACAGCUGCUGCGUCUGGCUCCAGCAUUUUUGGCGGUGCCAACGCAUCCUCGCCCCAGCAGCCGGCCAGCAGCAUUUUCGGUGGCGGCAACACUUCCGCUCCACAGCAGCCAUCUAAAACUUCAUUCACCUCGUGGCGC
Molecule: messenger RNA, 2808 nt
Organism: Mesorhabditis spiculigera
Lineage: Eukaryota; Metazoa; Nematoda; Chromadorea; Rhabditida; Rhabditidae
Source: the annotation of a GenBank genome assembly